Messenger RNA from Drosophila takahashii, 1692 nucleotides. The record is from RefSeq and is a predicted model, not a curated record. NCBI's taxonomy places the organism in Eukaryota, Metazoa, Arthropoda, Insecta, Diptera, Drosophilidae.
AUGUCUGCGGCUGAGGUUAAUAAAGUUCCUUCAAUUGAUCAUGAUGCUGAUAUAAAUACUGCUGCUGUCAGCCAUCAUACUGUGGACAGGGCCAACAAUCAAGCCCUACUGCCAACUAUUCUGGCCAAUGAGGAGAACGCUACGCUGGAUCACUAUCGACUGCUGACGGUAACAUAUGGCUUAGCUUCAUCGCCAUUCCUCGCCGUUCGAGUUCUUAAGCAGCUCGCAAACGAUUAUGCCGAAGAGUAUCCGAGAGCUGCUGUCGUUCUAAACAGAGACGCCUACGUUGAUGAUAUUCCCACUGGAUGCGACCAAAUUCAGGAUCUUAUUGCCCUCAAAGAUGAGUUAAUUUCUCUUCUAAGUAAAGCUCAAUUCAACCUUCGAAAGUGGAGCUCAAACUGUUGCGCCCUAUUGAAGUCGUUGCCCAAGGAAAUUUGUGAGUAUCCGCUUGAAGCUUUAGAGAAGGACAGUUCAUUUCGAUUUGUUAAAGUACUGGGAUUGUAUUGGGAACCAAAAGCUGACGGCAUUUUCUUCAAGCUAGAAAUCCCCGGAAUUACAACCGCUCUUACCAAACGCAUUCUGCUUUCGGAACUAGCCAAGAUCUACGAUCCGCUGGGUUUGCUUGCACCUACAACUGUGUUUUUAAAGAUUCUCUUUCAAGAAUGGAAUGAGGAACUACCUCCCCAAUUAUGUACACGGUGGCAACAGUUCGUAUCUCAAAUGCAUUUAUUGGAAACUUGUCGAAUUCCUCGCUACAUAUCAACACCGCUUCAAACAAUGGAACUGCACGUAUUCGCAGAUGCAUCGUCCCAGGCAUAUGCAGCCGUCAUCUAUAGUCGCGUCAAAGUCAACAAUGGAUAUGCUGUUAAUUUGAUAAUGGCAAAGACCCGCGUGGCACCUAUUAAGUCUGUCUCAAUUCCACGACUCGAGCUACACGCAGCCCAUUUGCUCUCUAAGUUAAUGGUCAAGCAAUCAUUAACUGUUCCUAUUUCCAGAAUCAAUUGUUGGUCAGACUCUGAAAUAGUUUUGCAUUGGCUAUCAUCUCCUCCCCGUACCUGGAACACUUAUGUUUGCAACCGUACUGCAGAAAUCUUAGAGACGUGCCCACGUAGCUGCUGGCAACAUAUUCGAAGUGGCGAUAACCCUGCAGACUGUGCAUCCCGAGGAAUACUUCCAAAGGACCUCUUGGACCAUCCAAUCUGGUGGAAUGGACCAGCCUGGCUAUCUCAGUCACGCUCAACUUGGCCACCCGUUAAGGCUAAGUUUGUUCUGUCGACAGAAGAAGAGGCAUCCCUGGAGGUAAAAGCCGAUCCUAAGGUUAACAUACACAUUUCCGACGAUGGAAAUUCACUAACCUGCCUGAUCAAUAAAACCUCUUCAUGGUCUCGUUUGGUAAGGAUACUCAGCUACUGCUUUCGUUUUGUUCAUCGUCUUCGCGGGAGAAAUCAACUUUCGCCGUUUCUGUCGGCGUGGGAGCUACAACAUGCCCGGUCUCGGAUAUUCACCCAUGUUCAAAAGGAGUUCUUUAAAGUGGAAUACAAGCAGUUAAGCACCGGAAAGCCAUUGAAAAAGAACUCGAAGUUGAUCCGCUACACCCCUUUCUUAGACGAGCAGAGUGUACUACGUUUCGAUAUCAACAUGCUGCAUCGCUACAUGCUGGAGUCGAAUACACUUUUUAUAGUCUACGACUAA